AUGUUAACGUUAAUUUGGAUAUUGCCGGUUGUAUCGAUCUUGACAUUAGUUACUUAUCGAAAAAUUAAUCUUGAAAAUUGCACGUACGAUUACGAAUUCGGUCAAAGUCUUGCUUUAGCCGACGCUAUUUCUGCAACUGCCACCUCGGCUGUCCUAUUUUUCAUACCUUUAAGUGUUGUUAUCAUCGUCUAUACCAGAAUUUUUUUUGUAAUUAAAUCACACACUAAAGAGCUGUAUGCUGGUAAAGACAGUAAAACUAUAAAGAAGAAGGUCAACAGAAACUAUAAAGCCAUCAUCCAAAUGGUCGUAUUGAUUGGUGUAUUCGUUAUCAUGUGGUUGCCAUUUGCUGUAUUAUCAAUUGUUGCUUCCUUAGUUAUUGCAUUAGUACCUUCAUCCGACAUAAGUUUUGUUCCUUUGGUUACGUAUGCAUUAAUAUUUCGUUUCUUAGCGUAUUCAUAUCCCUUAAUACAUCCUGUCAUGUAUAGCUAUUUUAACGUACCAAUGAAAAUGGAGUUGCUACGUUACUUUUAUCAAUGCAUUGGUAGGGAAGAAGUCUUUAGACAUCGUUUGCAAACUGGACAGGGAACAGUCUUUUCUGUUCAUGAAGGAAAAUCGGCACAUACCAGAGAAAUAAAUGUAUCAUCUAUCGGUAAUUUCGAAAAUAGCGGAAAUCAAGAAAAUUAUCAAAAUCAUAGACGUCUAGAUAGUCGGGGUAAUAAUGAACAAAAAGACGGUCAACUCGAUAAACUACCUCGACAAAAGGUAGUAAGGAUUCAAGAAUCUCUCGAGUAUCUCUCAGCGUUACGCCAGGAUGGACUUAGCUACAAUAAGUAA
Molecule: messenger RNA, 834 nt
Organism: Trichoplax adhaerens
Lineage: Eukaryota; Metazoa; Placozoa; Uniplacotomia; Trichoplacea; Trichoplacidae
Exons: 2
Coding region: 1-834 (277 amino acids)
Biological process (GO): G protein-coupled receptor signaling pathway
Cellular component (GO): membrane
Molecular function (GO): G protein-coupled receptor activity
Source: RefSeq, a predicted model, not a curated record